This is a messenger RNA of Triticum aestivum (bread wheat), 4022 nucleotides long. RefSeq names its product sucrose:sucrose 1-fructosyltransferase. The record is from RefSeq and is a predicted model, not a curated record. Bases 1852 to 3798 code for a protein of 648 amino acids. Gene Ontology annotation, molecular function: hydrolase activity, hydrolyzing O-glycosyl compounds. Gene Ontology annotation, biological process: carbohydrate metabolic process. The transcript has 4 exons. NCBI's taxonomy places the organism in Eukaryota, Viridiplantae, Streptophyta, Magnoliopsida, Poales, Poaceae.
CACCGAAAGCAGACUAGCCUGAUCCCGUGCCUCGUCUGACAACUCAGUCGGUCGGCGAUGGCUCGGGACAUGUGCCCGGAUUCUCGCUAUGCAUAUUUAGGUUUAUGUAGAUUUAGACUCGCCAUGAAGGUGUUUGGCGCUAUGCCGGUAGUGUGGAGUGCUUCGCCGAGCUCUCAGGCCACUUCCGGCAAUUCGUCAUGGUGGGUCUUCUCUCCUUGGUGCUCCGGUGAGUGGGAGCCGAAGAGGCAGGGGUGCUGACCACUGCCUACAUCAUGAGUAAGUAUGUUUUUACCCUAGAUCUAGAGCUUUUGAUCUUUCCCCCACAACUCUCUUCAUGCCGCCGAGGUAGAGGAAGAGGAGGUGAGUGGAUGCCACAUCGAUCUCCAGUUAUGCUACCACUAAGAUUUUGAUCAUCGAGAUCAUCAACAGGCAUGCUUGGAGUGGAGUUAUGACAUAGAUCGUUUACAUGCCGGCCUUUGUCACUGAUUUACUUCUUCUGGUCAAAUUGAAGGGCGAACUUCCGGAGCUUUGUUGGCUCCAUUCUUUCAUCUCGAUCUGUCAUUUCCAGAUGGGUGGCAACAAUCCCGUUUCGGUCAAGCUUUUGCGAGCUUCUGUAGGUGCUCCAGUGGAGAUGGCGAAGCGGAUCUGCCGCCCCCAAGUUAUUCAUCCUCGGUGGCAACCGCUCUGGUCUUCCGCUGGUACCGUUUACUUGGAUCGUAUUGCAUUUCUAGUUUUUGUUCUGGGGUCCUCUAUGGAAGAUGCAAGUUCAAAAAAAUCACUUAUAUUGUGCACAGGUCAUCCAUGUAAACCAGUUGAUGUAGCUAUCGAACAACACGUCCUAAAUCUAACAAAACUUACUUCUUGCAUAAACGCUUUACAUGAGAUUAAGCUAGUCCGCAUGGAUUGAUGACUAGGGUAUUAUUAAAGAAAUUUUUAGUAAUAUGUCGUUUAACAUAUUGUGUAGCAGUUACCCCUCGCUCACAUCCCUGCCGACAAAGUGAAGCAAACACCCCCUCCCCCCUCUCUAUAUCUCUCUAUUUCAUACACUCGUUGUCAUGUAUUUGCAUUUGUCAGCUUUGUUGUACUCUUUACUUGGAGUGUUGGAUGUUGUGAUAAAUGAGGUUGGAACCACUCGCUAGUCUUCAGCGGCGAGGUUAGUACUCUCUCUUGUUCUCUUCUAUAUAAGGCACACAUCAUCUUAGUAACUCUAUCGUCUCCCUCUACCUACCUCCCCCUCCUCUCUUGUCUCUCUUCAUCUCCCUUCCAUAUACCUUUUUAACGGGGUUGGGUCCCGAAGGAGUCAGAAUCCACUAGACAAGCGUAAAAAUACUUUUUACAAAAAAUACCCUCUAGAAAGUAAAAAUUGCAACCUAGAACAAGCAUCUUACAGCAAGGACCCCAUAUCAUCAUGAUAGAUUGUAAUUAUACCCUGCCUAAAAGCAUCACCAAGAUCCAAGACCCCUAUCGCCGGGGAUGAACUAGUUGGGAUGGAGGCCUCGCCGCAGCAGCUCCGCCAACUCAUCGUCCGUGGAUAUGGCGGGAGGAAUAGCAGGAGCUGGUGCCGAAGUCGCUAGAAAUGCCUUCCUACCUUGGCCGUGGUCAUUUGUCAACGUCAUUUCCGUCGUCACGCGCGUACGUGGUAUUAGCGGUCAAUAUCGAUAAUCCCGAGGCAACGACCGAUAGAUGUCUCAAAUUCUUGCCGCUCUUGUUCUAAAGCCUCCGCAUACAUAGUACGUAUGUAAUAUAAAUUCACAAAAAAAAUACAGAGAAAUAUAUACAUACAUACGGAUUUAAUGGUAGAGUGGUAACGUUCUUCUUGAGAACAGAAGGAACACGCGAUACGGCACAAAAAUGGCUCCUCGAGACCGCAGGACGACCCGAUCAAAAGAUUUCCUCCUGAGCUCCGGAACGGCGGCCGUGGCGGUGAAGUCACCCGGCGCCGUCCCGGACACGCCGCCGGUCCCGUUCGCGUACGGGGGGCUGCUGUACCAGCAGAGCGGCGGGCGGCGGAGGUGGCGCGAGUGCACCGUCGUGCUGGGCGCCGUGGCCAUGGUGGCGCUCUUCGUCACCCACGCGCUCCUCCCAAGGGCCAGCGUGUUGUCCGAGGAGACGCGCGGGGAGGCACGAGCGGAGCAGAACAUCAUGGUCACCGCCGGCGCCGAUGCCGACGGGUUCCCGUGGAGCAACGAGAUGCUGCAGUGGCAGCGCACCGGGUUCCAUUUCCAGCCCGAGAAGAACUACAUGAACGAUCCAAACGCUCCGAUGUACUACCGUGGACGGUACCACUUCUUCUACCAGUACAACCCCACGGGCGUCGUCUGGGGCAACAUCACGUGGGGCCACGCCGUGUCGCGGGACCUGAUCCAUUGGCGCCACCUCCCGCUCGCCAUGGUGCCCGACCAGUGGUACGACAUUCAUGGCGUCCUGACGGGCUCCGCCACAAUCCUCCCCAACGGCACCGUCAUCGUGCUCUACACGGGGAAAACCGACACCUCCGCUCAGGUCCAGUGCCUCGCCCUUCCCGCCGACCCGGAUGACCCCCUCCUUGUCAACUGGACCAAGCAUCCCGCCAACCCCGUCAUCCUCCCGCCCCCCGGCAUCGGCCUCCAGGACUUCCGCGACCCCACCACCGCCUGGUUUGACGAGUCGGACCUGACAUGGCGCACCCUCAUCGGCUCCAAGGACGACAACGGCCACGCCGGCAUCGCCUUGAUGUACAAGACCAAGGACUUCAUCAGGUACGAGCUCAUCCCGGGGGUGCUCCACCGCGUCGAGGGCACCGGCAUGUGGGAGUGCGUCGACUUCUACCCGGUCGGCGGCAGCAACAACUCCUCGGAGGAGGCGCUGUAUGUCCUGAAGGCGAGCAUGGACGAUGAACGGCAUGACUACUACGCGCUCGGGAGGUAUGAUGCGGCGACCAACACGUGGACGCCGCUCGACCCAGAGCUGGACGUGGGGAUCGGGCUGAGGUACGACUGGGGAAAGUUUUUCGCUGCCACGUCUUUCUACGACCCGGUGAAACGGCGGCGCGUGAUGUGGGCUUAUGUCGGCGAGACCGACUCCUUGAGCGCCAACGUUGCCAAGGGAUGGGCUUCCGUCCAGACGAUUCCGAGGACGGUAGUGUUGGAUGAGAAGACUCGGACGAACCUCCUCCAAUGGCCGGUGGAGGAGAUCGAGACCCUCCGCUUCAACAGCACCGACUAUGGCGUCAUCACUAUCCACACUGGAUCCAUUAUACCUCUCCGCCUCCGCCAAGCCACACAGCUUGACAUCGAGGCCUCCUUUCGCCUAGACACUUCCGCUAUUGCCAUCAUCAACGAGGCUAACGUCAACUACAACUGCAGCACCAGCGGCGGAGCCUCAACCAUGGGCCCACUUGGUCCCUUCGGCUUCCUCAUCCACGCCGCUGGCAAUGGUGGCAGCGAACAACUCGCGGUUUACUUCUAUGUGUCGAGGGGCCUCGACGGGGCGCUCCGAACCCACUUCUGCCAUGACGAGUUAUUGUCGUCCCGAGCGAAUGAUGUAAUGAAGCGGGUGGUGGGCAGCACAGUGCCAGUGCUCGACGGUGAGGCUCUAUCUGUGAGGGUGCUCGUGGACCACUCGAUCGUGGAGAGCUUCGCGAUGGGCGGGAGGUUGACGGCGACGUCGCGUGUGUACCCGAUGGAAGCCAUCCACACAGCGGCGGGGGUGUACCUUUUCAACAACGCCACCGGCUCCUCCAUCACCGUCGAGAAGCUUGUAGUUCAUGAGAUGGCCUCGGCGUUGUACAACCAGACUUUCGUGGCCGACGACGACUAGUAGCUUCAGUAAGCUAUAUACUAAUCAGGUAAUGGGGUUAGGACCUCUCAUGCAGUCCACCAUGCAGUACGGUCACUUCCGUAGGACCCGGCACCACAUGUCAUCCACACUACAGCACCAUACAGUAAUGCAGAGGAUCUCAACCCCUGGCAAUGAGGGUCACUUGCCUCCAAACUAUGACUCCUAUGAUAAUAACGAUGGCUAGUACAUGUACUGGAGUGUUA